AAUCGUAACCGAGUGAUGUUUUGAAGAUAAAGAGAUCUGUCGUACCGAUAAGAUUCACCUGUCCGAGCAUGCGCCGUGUGUCGGUACUCUGAAUGAUUACAUUUAAGCCUCGUCCGCAAUAGUCGCAGUUGCAAAAUCCCCAGAAUUUAACCAAUCGCAUCGAUCGGUUCUGGACAAUUUGAGACUCGCGACCGUUGCAAAUCCGUUUCAUCAGUUGCUCACGUGUGCGCGCGCACGAACGCAGAAAUUUUUGUGUCACUCUCCAAAACACCGCAAUCAAGUAGUAAACAAGACGAGAGCUGCAUGUGUUUGUAUACAAAAGAUUUGGCUAAUGUUAAGUAAGCCAAAUGCGGCCGCAGAAAUUUACUCUUCCCUAUGAUGUGAACGGUUUUCCACAAAUUGAUAAAAAAGUUGUAAUUGUCUCUGUGUUUGGCAAAUCUGAAUAUCGGGCGAAAGGAUGCAAGACAAACAUGCUCAGUUCUAUUCUUCAGGUGAACCUCCUGGAUAAACCACAAGUUGACGAAGAAUCUUGGUCUGAAAUUGAAGGAUACUACAGUCCCAAGGAAAGAAUUGUUUAUUUACACUUGAGAGGAUUUCUGGAUACUUAUGUUCUCUUGGAGGAAUACACCAAGUUCACCGAAGAACAGAAUAGCAAGGAUUUUCUCAGUACGUGGGCACGUAUGAGAGAUAAAUACGCGAGAGCGCUUUUAGUACUUUUUCACAUAUCUCACGUACUUAUACUUACCCAUCCAACGCACACCUUCGACUACAGUUACGUGCAUUUAUUUCGCGCUAUGGAUAUAGUUAGACAGAAGAUUUCUCCACAACUUUCUGACGUGUUAAGCAGUAUUUAUAGUCUACCGAAGGAUUGGAUCACAAAUGUCAGACCUUGUUCGCCACGAAUGUUAUUUUAUUUUGAAACUUGUCCAGCUGUGUUCCAGGAAGCGGACGGUACAGCUAAUAUUAAAAAAUUAGAACACGCUCUUGAGGAUCAGAUUUAUCGUGUGUUGAGGAAGAAUAAAAUUGUCACAAAUAUCAGUUCAAAUUCUUUAUUUGCUAUACCAGCCAAUCAGGAAUUCGUAUAUAUGCAUACCGGAAGUACAGAAUCAAGGGAUAUUCUGGGAUACAUGAUGAGACAGCUGAUACAAAGUUGUAAACAGGGUUCUGGUGGUUUGACAUCAAGAAGCCUUGCCAGUCUGGAUUCGAACAGUGGUCUAACAGACGACACGGAGACAGAACCGCGUUCGUUUCAACAAUUUUUGCAACAACAUAUAAAUCUGGCUUUUGGAAAAGGAUUCGACGAUAACGUCAGGCACUCGGUACCGGCUCAUUUUGAAAUACCUACUUUAAACAUGUUUUUUCAAGUGGCAAACAAGCUUUUCGAUUACUUUAUUCAUGGAAACGACAAAGAACUAUUGAUGCUUCAUGGUUUAUUGGAUAUCGACGUGAAAUUCAGCAAAAGUCGUUGCAGCAAGGUACUUCCGAGAGCUUUACAAACAUAUCAGGAGAACUUGCCGCAACACUACACGAGAACUUACCACGAAUCGAAGUUGACGCACGCGGUAGCGGUUUUCGAGAUGCACGCUCGCGGUCCGUUGUUUGAGGAAUUUCGCGAGAAGUUGCAAGCAGAAUGCGAUAAACAUUGGCGAUCGGGCAGACAGAUGUGCGAAGUUUUGUCACUGACCGGCCAUCCUUGUACCAAUCCCGUUCAUAGAGGAGGCAGCGAGGGAGCUGGCGGUGGGGAGCAAGUUGAAGGAGGCAGAGAGGACGAAAGCGAUCUACCUGUCAGUGAACAUUGCAGCGGAGUUAGAUACGUGUGCGCUUGUAAUUGCGGUCGAAUUCAAGGUGCGAGGGAAGAUCCUUUUAAUCUAAGACAGGCCAACUAUGAUUAUUUCCAGAUGUUGGCGAAACAGUGCGGCUGUGCGCAAUUGGAAAGUAUACAGUUCCCUGUGUUUCAACCCAGCACACAUAAUUACAGACCAGCUCAGUUAUUUUCAUCCACGAAACGCCACGACUCCUUCAGUCGCAAUGGUUCUUCCACUCCACAAGGAGACACGCAAGCUUGUAGCUUAGGAGCCGAUACCUUAAAUGAUUAUGGUACAGGCGGCCAAUCACAGACGGCGAGUGAUCCGAUCGAAGAGGACAUCACUAGGUUAAUCAACAAGACGAGUCUCACGCCAAGCGACUCGCACAAAGUUGUUAUAGAAGCGACGCGCGCCUCUGACAGUGACGUGGAACCUUUCAAAGACAAAUCUCUAGUCCGACAACCGUCGACGACGGAAUAUCUGCCCGGAAUGUUGCACACCGAAUCCCCAGCAGGCUUGCUGCCGCAAUUUUCUAGCUGGUCCCUGAUAUGCCUCGGACCGAGCAGUCUUUAUUCUCACAAUUUGGGUCUUCAGCAUCAGACUGGUAUAUUUCCCACCUCCGCCUUUCUUCUGCCGUGGGACGUGACCGUUAGAUUAGAACACCAGAAGGAACGGAGUUCCUUGUGGCCCACUGUUGGCGAUCACGGAUCUCACGGGGGUUAUUGCUCGCGAGGAGGCAAAAAUUAUCAAAAUAUGAACAACAUUCGCAGUCGCAAGUCGAAGGGAGGCAAGGAGUUUGUGGUAAAGAUAUUUGUAGGAGUGGAAUACGAGUGUCCGCGUGGACACCGAUUCAUGGCAUCGGCGCCCGACAAGGUGUUGAAGGCAACCGGAACCGGGAUUGUAAAGGAUAGCGGGAACAAGGUGACAUCUAGCACAACUGACAUGCCGCUUUAUUUUGCGUGUCCUUGCAGACAAACCAAACCACUGAUUGCUCAAUUAAUGAGAAUUCACGUCGUAACGCCCAAAGCGCCAGUGCACGUCACAUUGAAUCCUCGCGUACAACCUGGCCCACCGCCCUGCCCGAUAUUUGUUACCGGAUGCGAAGAACCGAUCAAACUUUCGCAAAGCGCUUACUGGAUUUUGAGAUUGCCUUAUGUAUAUAUUGGUGAGAAAGGUCCGUAUUUACCGCCCAAAGAACUAGUACCUUCGUCUCACGGGCGCUUACUGGCUGGGAUGUACGGCAUCAGUGAGGUUGUGCCGGAAAAGAAAUAAAAAUUUGUAUAAAUUUGUACAAACCUGACAAGGAUAAUUAUGUGGAUGAGUUUUUACUUUCUAUAACAAUUCUUUGUUUUUUU
Molecule: messenger RNA, 3160 nt
Organism: Pseudomyrmex gracilis
Lineage: Eukaryota; Metazoa; Arthropoda; Insecta; Hymenoptera; Formicidae
Product: protein SMG8
Exons: 14
Coding region: 348-3077 (909 amino acids)
Biological process (GO): nuclear-transcribed mRNA catabolic process, nonsense-mediated decay
Source: RefSeq, a predicted model, not a curated record